CGUCCCCCGUGUAUCUCAGAUGCCGACCGUCACUUCUGCGCGUAGGCAUCGGCCGUGUCCUGGCGAGGGAGCCGAUGAUGUCCGUCUGUGAAGGUCCUGGCCCCUGAGAGCGAAGGUGGAAGGAAGCCUUAUUCCUGGCGCCAUGGAGGACAAGCGGAACAUCCAGAUCAUAGAGUGGGAGCAUCUAGACAAGAAGAAGUUUUAUGUGUUUGGGGUAUGUAUGACUAUGAUGAUCCGGGUGAGCGUCUACCCCUUCACCCUCAUCCGGACCAGGCUGCAGGUGCAGAAGGGGAAAAGCCUCUACAAUGGGACGUUCGACGCCUUCGUGAAGAUUCUGAGGUCGGAAGGAGUCGCCGGGUUUUACCGGGGGUUCCUGGUCAACACCUUCACGCUGAUCUCUGGACAGUGCUACGUGACCACGUACGAACUGACCCGAAAGUACGUGUCCGGGUACAGUAGCAGUAACACUGUGAAGUCGCUGGUGGCCGGUGGCUCGGCGUCGCUGGUGGCCCAGAGUAUUACCGUGCCCAUAGACGUAAUCUCCCAGCACCUCAUGAUGCAGAGGAAGGGUGAAAGCAUGGGACGCUUCCGGGUUCACACAGCGGACAGGAAGCAGGCGGUGGCUUUCGGGCAGACCAAGGAUAUCAUCAAGCAGAUCUUCAGAGCGGACGGUUUCAGAGGUUUCUACAGGGGUUACGUUGCCUCUCUUCUCACCUACAUCCCAAACAGCGCAGUAUGGUGGCCUUUCUACCACUUCUAUGCCGAGCAAUUAUCCCGUCUAUCCCCAAAGGAUUGCCCUCAUCUCCUCCUCCAAGCCAUAUCCGGGCCGCUGGCUGCAGCCACUGCAGCUACCCUGACCAACCCCAUGGAUGUGAUAAGGGCACGUGUGCAGGUGGAAGGCAAGCGUUCUAUCAUCAACACCUUCAAGCAGCUGAUGGCAGAAGAAGGGCCCUGGGGCCUCACCAAAGGUCUCUCGGCGCGCAUCAUAUCCUCCACGCCGUCCACCAUAGUCAUUGUGGUGGGUUACGAGACUUUGAAAAAGAUCAGCCUCCGUCCGGAGUUGGUUGACGCCAGACAUUGGUGAUCCCGUUCCUAGAACCGGGAAGGAGCACGGAAUCUUUAAUUAGGAGUGGAGGUUCCAUUUUAAGGGAUGAGGCAGGCGAAGCGGCGUGAGGAACAUCUGGAGAACAUUGACUUGUUUCUGAUGUUGGUCGCGUAGAUAAGACGGUUUGAGAGCUACGUUGGUUGCCUCUACCGCUCCUGGACUUAAUUGUGGACAACAUGAGCCACUGGGGAGACGCGGGAACCAGAGCCCCCCCCCAUCAUUCUAUACAUGGACUUAACCCUUCUAUGUACAUAGUGUGUUUUCUUAGUAAUUUCACACGUGAGUGACACGAGUCUGUGGUAAUUUCCUGUCCCUGAAUUACCUUCCUUAUUUCUUUCCACUAUUUUUGGUUUUAGAAAGGAGCUUAUGUUUUAAUUUUUUUUUUUUAAACAAAUUGAAAUCGGUUUUAUUUAAUGUGGUUGCCAAACGGUGAUAUGUUUACAGAGGUGUAUAGAAGCCUGAGUCAGCAUCGCUACAGAUUCCUGUUUUGAUUGACCCCUCCUUCUCAGUACAAAUUU
Molecule: messenger RNA, 1623 nt
Organism: Spea bombifrons (plains spadefoot toad)
Lineage: Eukaryota; Metazoa; Chordata; Amphibia; Anura; Pelobatidae
Gene: SLC25A44
Product: solute carrier family 25 member 44
Exons: 4
Coding region: 143-1084 (313 amino acids)
Biological process (GO): branched-chain amino acid catabolic process
Cellular component (GO): mitochondrion
Molecular function (GO): branched-chain amino acid transmembrane transporter activity
Source: RefSeq, a predicted model, not a curated record